This is a messenger RNA of Cherax quadricarinatus, 4690 nucleotides long. The record is from RefSeq and is a predicted model, not a curated record. NCBI's taxonomy places the organism in Eukaryota, Metazoa, Arthropoda, Malacostraca, Decapoda, Parastacidae.
GCUGCAGUGCACCUUCGCUCUUGAUAUUGUCUCUGUCUAUUAGUACAUCCUCUUUUGCACAUCAUCUGACAGCACCAUGAGUAAACAGAAGGCAGAUACAAAGGUGGUUAUCACGUCUCAUGUUGAUAAAAAGGACAACAGACAAGAGAUAAAAGAAAAUAAACCAAAGUUGAGGACCCCACUUCGUACUUCGUCUUCUAACUCUUUACUCGAAUCGGACAGUUCCCAUUUCUUGAAGACCCCAAUAAAUUUGUGCAGCACAGCUCCUGCAGGAACCCCUCGGACACCAGCUACAACUACACCAUCGAUGCUCAGAGGAAGUAAAGCACACUUAUCUAGUACUGCCCUCACCACUCCACGCACACCUUCAACAACCAUAUUACUUGCAUCAGAUUCUCGAGGGACCACACCCUCUCAUGCUGUACCGUCUCUAAUGCCAUGUUUUGUAAGAGGUGCAAGUAUGAGGGUCAACCACACUCCUCUGCAGUCAUCCAUUACCAAGAACACACUAACUAAUGCACCAAGUGCAUCAUUGCGCAAGCGACUCAGGCAAGAGGAUGACAUUCGGAGGAUGGAGUCAAGUCCAGCUUGCACAGGUGUGAGAUCCUCCAAAAAUACGAAGGAUAUGGAAAGCGUCAAGAAGGAAGAUGAUGGAAAGAAGAAAGAUAACUUGAAUAGAGUAUUAUCUUCCUCAACACUCAAUGUUCCAACGUCAUUGAGAAGAGCCAGGGCAUCGUGUAGCAGACUGUCAAGUGAAUCCAGGACACCAACACUAACUAAACCUGUAGGCAGAUCAUCUAAACUUUCUGUUGGCUCCAGUACACCCACUCCGGGCAGCUCAAGAAGAUCCAGCUCAAGUCAUGCUAGACUCUCCAACCACAGCCAGACUCCCUCUGUUGGCUUAAUUCAUCUGACACCAGACAUUGUGAGCAGUUUCCCAGGAAAGAUCUCCACAAGCCCCAGUCCAGGUGUUGAAUACAUAUAUGGUGUUGCAGAGUCUACAACUGUGUUUGUUGGAGUCAGAGUUCGACCAAUCAGCACAAGGGAAAUGUUACCACCAGAUGUGAAAAAAAUCAUUGAUGUUGCAGGCAAUACUAUAUCAAUUACAAGUGAUAGUGGCACCGUUCACUCCUUCAGCUACGACCACUGUUUUAACUCCAGUGAUCCAUUGGAUCCUCUGUAUGCUUCACAAGAAGCCAUAUAUGUUACUGUAGCACAACCUCUCUUGGAGAAGGCAUAUGAAGGUUACAACACUUGCCUUUUUGCAUAUGGCCAAACUGGCUCUGGGAAGAGUUAUGCGAUGUUGGGAGAUGAUUUAUACAGUGAAUCUGAAUUAGAAGUUCCUUCAGCUGCUGGCAUUAUCCCUCGCUUCUGUCGGGAUCUUCUGAACCGAGCUGAUUAUUUGCAUUCUUUUAACCCACCCGAAGGCCAGCUACCACAGUCUCGCAUUGAAGUGGAGCUCAGUUACAUCAAGAUAUACAAUGAGCGUAUAUAUGAUUUAUUAGCAAGUGGAGAACGUGGAACAGAUUGCCGCGAGGCUCUAAGAGUUCGGGAACACCCUAAAGAUGGUCCCUAUGUGGAAGGGGUUGCUCGUCAUUUGGUGUCAUCUUACGACCAUCUUCAGACAUGGUUGUUGUUGGGAAAUAAGGAGCGUUCCAUUGCUGCAACUGGUGUCAAUGAGAAAUCAUCUCGUUCUCAUGCUGUCUUCACUAUCAAACUAACCCACAUACAGGUAGAAGAUGUUCAGGGUGAGCAGCUGGAGAGCAGUAAGGUGAGCAUCAUCAAUCUGGUGGAUCUGGCUGUUAGUGAGCGUGUUGCAGCAGCACAGUCACAAGGAGACAGACUCAAGGAGGGAGUAUGCAUAAAUAAAUCCCUUUUAACCCUUGGGAAAGUUAUCACUGCUCUUGCAGAGAGUGAAGGACGACGAAGACCAUUCAUUCCAUACAGGGAGUCAGUACUGACUUACCUGUUAAAGGAAUCUCUUGGGGGCAACUCUAGGACUGCAAUGAUUGCUACAGUUUCCCCUUGUAAUAUCUACCUGGAAGAAACUUUGUCUACACUCCGAUAUGCUCAACAAACUCGUAAAAUAGUUAACCAUAACUACAUCAAUGAAGAUCCUACAGCUGUGAUUAUUAGAUCUUUAAAAGAGGAAGUUGAACGUCUUCGCCUGCAGCACUUAAGCAGAAACUCUUGUCAACUCUUUUAUGGGGAAACUUUGGCAGAUGAAGAGCAACUUGAUCGAGAUGGAGUAACUGAUAAAGAAAAAGAUCUCCUGGAAAGGGAGAAUGCCAUCAACCAAAAGGAAAUAGAAAAUAACAUGGCAAUCCAAUACAAAGGAAUAGAAGCAUUAAGGGAACAGCUACGAUUCCAACAGUUGCAGUGCGAACAGCUUCUCACUGAGAAUAAUAGAAGUCUGGAGCAGCAGCUUGAAGAAGCAGAGGCUCAGCGACAGCAAGCUUUGGAAAGUCUGUGUCGACUUGGAAUUGCAACUGAGAAGGAGACAGAGCCAGUGCUGAUCAACCCAAGUGUGGAUCCACAACUUUCAGAGACCCUCUCAUAUAAGCUUAAAAAUGGAAUCACUUCUCUUGGUCGCUCCAACAGUGAUCUCACCCUCCGUGGACUCCACACAGAUAAUGUUCUUUGUUCCAUAAAGAAUGAAAAUGGUGAUCUGCAACUACUUCCAGAGCAGUCAGAUACAUAUGUCAAUGGCAAAUUAAUAUCCUCUCCUCACACGCUGCAUCACAACGAUCGACUGGUGCUUGCUGGCAUUUACUACUUCCGAUUCGGCAGUAUAGUUAAAGGCAGAGAUUCUAACCGGGAGACUUCAAAGAAGAUGGAUUUUUACUUUACAAAAGAGGAGCUUUUAAAGGAGCAAGAACGAAGGUUGCAAAAGGAAGCGGAGAUUGCUAUUGCUGCCAGUAAAGCUGUGGAGCAAGAAACGUGUGGCCAGAGAGAUCAGCUGAUGCGUGAUACUAAAGAAGCUCAGAGUCAGCUUAUCAGCAAACAACAGUUGGUGUGCGAGUUGGAAGGAACAAAACUAGAGACUGAAAAGCAGCUACUGGAGGAGCAGAUCUUAAGAGGCAGAAAAAAUAAUAAGAGUCUCGACAUGUCUCUUCCAUCAACAGGAUUUCCAAACUCUCAGUUAUUGAAAGAGGUGCAAGCAGUGUUCAAUGAGUCUGUUCAAGAAAUAAGAAAGGACUUUACCCAACUCUAUCCUCCCAUGCUCAGAUUUCAGAUAAAAGAAGCCAAUGAAAUUUGCAAGAAGCUGAAGAACCCAUAUGAAUUCACACUACAAGAAGUUUUGACAGAGUCCGGCCUUGAGGUAAUAGUAUUGAUUAAGGACCUGCAGCACCUGAUGACAGCCACACUCACCCUAGAUGCCUUCCAGGAAAAGCUACAGAUUUUGCGUGAUAUUGUCCAGAAUGAAGAAUAUGAUGAAGCAUUUGAGGCCAGCCUACAUUGGGAGCACACUGAGGAUGUGAGCUGUGUUCCUGGGUUUAUCAACAAGUUACUAGAUUGCCCAUCUCUCCAUACACUGAAUUCCUCCCUGAAUUGUUCAAUGAGUUCAACCUCAUUAUUCCUCUCUCCUUCAAACUCUACCAGGAGGAAGAGUAGCAUGUUGUAUGUAGGAGAACGUUGCACAAGUAACAGUGAAAGCAGUUCGUGUCAUGGUUCUGUAACAGUAGCGGCAGCAAUCCUCUGGCCCCUUACAAAUUUGCCCCAGUCUUAUACUUCAUGUUCCCCACUUACUACUGCUUUAAAUGCUGUUGCUGACUUGCAUGAGGCUACACAGCACAUCAGAGAUCACAUAACAGAGCCAGGCCACACACUAUCAGAUGACAAUCUUAGCAAGCAGUUCAUUCGCUUGUAUCAUUCAAGCCAAACAACAAUUAACAGUUUGUUAGCUGUAGCUAAUACUGAAAAUUUAACAAAGUGUGUGGAAGGUGGGCAGUUGCAAGAGAAGCUGCGACGGGCUUCAGCCAAGAUCACCAAUGUUACUUGCAGACUCUUCCAGGGUGCAAAGAAUGAAGUAGACAGUCUGAUGGAAGAAGAAAGUAGCACCUUGAUAUCACUUGCACAGACACUUGUGGAUGAUAUUGCAAAGUUGGCACUCUUCGCUACCACUCGUGUACCAACGAACACUAAUUCAAACCAGGAGGUGUUGUCCAAGAAAUUCACAGAUGGGUUAAAAAGUGGACUUGAUUUGUUGGUUAUAAUUUCUGGUAAAAUAGCCAGUAAUUCCACGGUACUCCUGGCUGCCAACCAGGAAGAACAAGACAGUUCUCAAGGCUCACAGAAUCUUUCAGCAGCUGCUCACUCGGCCACAUUUGCCAUUCCUGCCUUUCUGAAGAAGUUUUCACAACUCAAUGCUACCUUGCAGUAUGAUGAAAACCUGCAGGACGACGAAAAGAUGAGCAAAAUUGUGUCCUGGGUAAAUCGUGUAGAAUCUGCAUCAGACACAAUCACCCAGCUCACAGCAGCGAUCUUAGUCAUUGUGAAUCAAGUUACAUUAUCACAACAAGGUAAAUUUAAUGUGAAUGAGUUUCAGUGUACUAUUAAAGAACUGAAGAGAAGACUGAAGGAGUUAAUGAAGUUUGCUGGUCUUAGUCUAAUGCCAAUUGAGGGGUUAGAUAACAUCUCUCUCUCCUCUACCUCUGAUCGGGAAAACAGCAGAGAGUUUAAAGGAUAA